AUGAAACGAUCGGACCCUCUCGGGGAAGGCGAUGCCCAGACCUCACGCCCCCAGGUCAAGAGGGCGAGGUCCCAAACGACUCUUGACCAGUACUUCACUCGCCCACUACCAAACAGGUCGACACCCAAAGAGACGGCCCAGCAACGCGCUGGCCUGCAAGCUCUCCCGGUCGAGUGCUUGGAUAAUAUUUGCAGCUAUCUUCAUGAUGAGAACUACUUUGCAAGCCUAGUCGCCUUCGCCUUGGCCAGCAAGACGUGUCACGGCGUGGCGAAGGGUUUCCUUGUUGAAACUAUUAAGUUCCGAAUUGAGAAGGUCCACGACACGUGGAAGUCGGAGCUCUACAAAAACAGGCUGAAAAUUCAAGAAGAGACAUUCCACAGCGACGUUCGAUUGUGCUCCGAGGCCCUUCUUCGCGAUGGAACCUUUACGUCAGUGCGUCGCCUUGUUUUGGAUGACACACGAGAACUUGACUUUGUGCACGAGCCUGGUCACCGCCAGUAUCGCAACAUCUGGCAGCAGCCCACCUUGAGCGAUUUUGAAAGGCACAAAGAUGGAUGCGGCUUCGAAGGGUACUUGUCGUAUGAUGACCCCCGUUCUUUUGAGGGUGACGAAGGACUUCCAGACGGCUAUGGUUAUCGUGGCCAUCACGGCCUUCCUGAGUUUCACCGCAAUGAGCUUGAUGAUGAUCAUUUCUGGGCUCCCUUGGCCGCUCUGGUGCGCUAUGGAUUCGCAACUUUCGUCUACACAGUGCGUUGGAGGGUCCCAACAGAUCCCUUGAUGGACCUGACCUGGAACUGGCUAAGUCUCCUUGUUUAUAUGGCGUACGAUGCUGCCAAUGCGUCGGUCAUGGGUCACUUAACCAGGCUCUCGCCCAAUCUAAAGGAGAUCAGCAUGCUUAUGCACCGAUGGCAACGCUACGAGGCUAUUUCCUGGGAUUCUUUUCGACAUCUUCAUGAGGGCGAAGGGAAGAACACCGCGGCAUCUUUGGAGUCUUUGCGCCUGAAAAUCAUGUUUGAUCCACUCACUCCGUUAGUGAGCCGCGGCGCGCUCGAGUCGUGGAGUACAUGCGUGGACUUUGCUCAGUUACGGAACCUCUACCUUUCUCACUGUCCAACCUUAGAAGGGUUCCAACUUCUGUCAUCCUCCGACUUUCGGUCUCUGGAGUGCCUUGAUCUUAGGGUCACGAAGAAGUAUCGCGAUCCGGGAGAACCUGCAGAUCUGGAACAAACCGAAGAAGCUCUUCGCAUGGCAGUGCAACAGUUCGUUGGUGGACUUUCAUCGCAGCUGUCCACGCUACGAAUCACGGGCGAAAGCCGUUUCUACGAGUUUCCAGCAGGAUUGGGUCACACGCUCCGGACACUAGAUCUCACGAAGGGGACUGCUGAACCACUCACUAUCGGCGAUGUGGAGGAGAUUUCCAGACUAAGCCCACUCAUUGAGCAUUUGGGUCUAAAGAUUGCUCGCACCAAGGGUGAUGCGGGAGAGGUUGCUACUUACAGAGCUCUAGGAAGGUUUUCCAACCUACGGAGUCUUCAGAUCUUUCUCAAUGUGACGAUGCCGUACAUCACAAGUUCUAUGCUCAGGGAGCUAGAUCUUUACGAGAAGAUUGAGGAAGAAUAUCCCGAUAUUUUCAGCUGGUUACCUCCGUUUUGCAACGCUGAGGAAGAGGACAGGGAACUUGCUGAUACGGUCCAUCAGUUAUUGAAUUACCAUGGGAUGAGUAUCUGCAAUCAGUCCGAUAUGGAUGAUCGAGAAAGCGUGUACAGUCCAUACAAGAAAGAACUGGUUGAAGACUUUCUCGUCAACAUGGCAGUUGACGAGAAGCUGGCGCGGUCCAUUUUCGGUGUCAUCUCAGGGGCUGCUGCUUCUAGAAGCAAAUCAAUGCUGCAAUCUUUGAAGUUGAUAACUACUGGUUAUGAGGAUUUCAAUAUCGUGGAGGAGCGGCUCUGGGAGUAUCAAGUCCCUUGGAAAACGGGAUGGACGGUUGAGCGUGAUCCUACAAACCUAUCGAAGACUAUAGUCCGGGCUGACAAACCCGGCAAAUGGCCGGGCACAUCACCUGAUGUGCUCUUGGAUUACAGGGCGGGAGGGUUGGAUUUAGUCCUCCGCAGCCUUUGGAAAAUACGAGCCGAGGACUCUGGGGAGAAGAUGGACCCAAAGAAUAAUAUCGGCCCAUAUGGACAGAAGCUGGAUCGUUACGCAGAGUUGAACACCAAAUUCGGGGCAAGGGGUAAAUUGGAUUGGGAGAGCUUCCCACUGAAGUUGAAUGCUUAG
Colletotrichum siamense is the source of this 2274-nucleotide messenger RNA. RefSeq lists its product as uncharacterized. NCBI's taxonomy places the organism in Eukaryota, Fungi, Ascomycota, Sordariomycetes, Glomerellales, Glomerellaceae. The transcript has 3 exons. Bases 1 to 2274 code for a protein of 757 amino acids. The record is from RefSeq and is a predicted model, not a curated record.